Molecule: messenger RNA, 1068 nt
Organism: Lachancea thermotolerans CBS 6340
Lineage: Eukaryota; Fungi; Ascomycota; Saccharomycetes; Saccharomycetales; Saccharomycetaceae
Gene: FUS3
Product: mitogen-activated serine/threonine-protein kinase FUS3
Exons: 1
Coding region: 1-1068 (355 amino acids)
Biological process (GO): protein phosphorylation; intracellular signal transduction
Cellular component (GO): cytoplasm; nucleus
Molecular function (GO): MAP kinase activity; ATP binding
Source: RefSeq, a predicted model, not a curated record
AUGGGCAAAAAAAUAGUAUUCAACAUAUCUUCUGAGUUCCAGCUCCAGCAGAUGCUCGGGGAAGGCGCGUACGGCGUAGUGUGUAGCGCGCGGCAUCUUCCCACCGGCCAGAUGGUCGCGAUCAAGAAAAUCGAGCCCUUUGACAGACCGCUGUUCUGCCUGCGGACGCUGCGUGAGAUCAAGCUUCUGCGCUGCUUCCAGCACGAGAACAUCAUCUCGAUAUUCGACAUCCAAAGACCCGCGUCUUUCGAGACCUUUAGCGAGGUCUAUAUCAUCCAGGAGCUGAUGGAUACGGACCUACAUCGGGUCAUCACCACACAAACACUUUCGGACGACCACGUCCAGUAUUUUGUUUACCAAAUCCUGCGUGCGCUCAAGUGUCUACACGGAGCAGAGGUCAUCCACCGAGACCUGAAGCCGUCGAACCUUUUAGUCAACGCGAACUGCGAUCUGAAGCUGUGCGACUUUGGCCUCGCGCGGUGCGCGGGCGGUGGAACGAAGCCAGGCGACGCGGGCCAUAUGACCGAGUACGUCGCCACACGGUGGUACCGAGCGCCCGAGGUUAUGCUGACGGCUGCCGAAUACACGUUCGCCAUGGACGUGUGGUCCUGCGGGUGCAUCCUAGCGGAGCUGCUGAUGCGCAGACCACUCUUUCCGGGCAAAGACUACCACCACCAGUUGUUGCUUAUUUUCCAGGUCAUAGGAUCACCGACCGCAGGCGAUUUGGGGUGUGUACGCUCGAAGCGCGCGCGGCAGUAUCUGAAUACACUGCCCCGCUACGCGGGAGACGGCAACCUGCGCUCGCUGGUCCCGGACGCGAGCGCGGAGGCGCUAGACCUAUUGGAGCAGAUGUUGGUGUUCGACCCGCGCCGCCGCAUCACCGCAUCUCAGGCCCUGAAGCAUCCGUACCUGCAGGCCUACCACGACCCACAAGACGAGCCCGCGACCGCCAAAGUUGACCCGGCACUGUUUCACUUCGACGAGCGCAAAGACAAGCUGGGCGCCGGUGACCUCAAGCGCCUGCUGUGGGACGAGAUUUUCGGGAAGCGCGAGCGCACGGACUCUUAA